Messenger RNA from Aspergillus caelatus, 2425 nucleotides. Its product is annotated as Zn(II)2Cys6 transcription factor. The record is from RefSeq and is a predicted model, not a curated record. The transcript has 3 exons. The coding region runs from base 5 to 2326 and encodes 773 amino acids. Gene Ontology annotation, cellular component: nucleus. Gene Ontology annotation, biological process: positive regulation of transcription by RNA polymerase II; aromatic amino acid catabolic process. Gene Ontology annotation, molecular function: zinc ion binding; DNA-binding transcription factor activity, RNA polymerase II-specific. NCBI's taxonomy places the organism in Eukaryota, Fungi, Ascomycota, Eurotiomycetes, Eurotiales, Aspergillaceae.
CAACAUGCCUCCCAGCAGCCAGAAGAAACCACCUGUUAAUCGCGGUAAGACGUAUAAACGCGGUUAUGUGGCGUGCGUGAGUUGCCGCGCUCGCAAGGUCCGAUGUCUCCUUGGUGACGAACCACCGUGUGCCAAAUGCGAAAGGGAACACCGUGAAUGUGUGUUUGAGGCGAGUAGAAAAGUGGGGAAACACCGACAGACCCCAAGAUGGUCACUGGCACAAGGUCAUGCGACAGAAGGCUUGCAUAGACAGAACAUCCAGGAGCGACCAUCGGACACUGGGCAUGGGGAUGCAGAUAGAACACCAAGGGUGAUAUCGACAGCCGUAUCCGAACCGGACCCACACCAUCUACCUGAGUCUGACGCUCAUGAUAAUCCAUCCCUUUCUGGUAGGGUAAUGUCGACAAUUUUGGCGCGACCCAGCGAUGCGUUGGAUGUGCUGUUCGAUGCUGCCCGCCCCGAUGUAGGUGAAUCGCCAUCCUCCCCGGCAGGGGACCAGGGAGGCACCACCAGAGACAAGACCCAAACGGUUGUCUCUGCAAGUGGGCUACUUUCAGUAUCCGGUUUGUCGCAUCCCAGCGAAGAUGUUCUCGACCUGUGGGAUAGGUGUCGAUUUGUACGGCAAGGAUGGUUUACCGCACAAGAAGCCGUGACUUACCUAGACUUAUUUUACAAAUAUUUGGCACCUCUUUCGCCGGUCCCUACAGUGGCAUACUGUGAUUAUAAGAACCAUGAACAGCUGAUAGUUGAAGAACCUAUGCUUUGCUGCACUAUGUUAAUGAUAGCUUCGCGAUAUUUCGUUUUACCAGGGGCCGGUGGAAUCUCUCGGAGCCAUUUUAUUCACCACCGGUUAUGGCAGUACUGUGAACUCCUGAUUCGCCGUAUUAUGUUUGGACAGGAAAAGUACUCGACCGCCAAAACCAGGAUUGUGGGCUCAAUUGAAAGCCUUAUCUUGAUUUCGGACUGGAAUCCAAGGUCCGUUCACUUCCCGCCCGAGACAGAGGGCUGGGAUGGUGAGCUGAUCUCACCGGCAUACGACCGCCGGAAUCGACUUCAGACGAGUGAGGAUGUCCCACUUGUUAGAUGGCGUGAGGAUGUGUUUGAGCCAGCAAAGCGAUCGGAGCGCAUGUCGUGGAUGUUGCUUGGUGCAGGAGUGACUCUGGGUUACGAACUGGGUGUAUUCGCCGAUGGUUACUCCAAUACACCCCCUUUGGCUAGCCCCCAGACAGUCAGACUGUAUCGCGCUCGGAAGCUGCUCUACACUUAUGUCACUCAAAUGGCGGUUAGAAUGGGCUGUCCCUCUCCUAUUCCCGACAACAUCCUCUUCAUCCCAGAGGCAUCGCAAGGCAAUAUAACGGAGCCUAUGCAUAGGCAAUGGGAAGGAUACAUGAAAUCAUGGACCGAAUUGACUCGUCUCAUGAAAACAGCAUCGGCCUUGUUCUUCCAGUCAAUUCCCCAUGUGAAACAGCAGCUAUCAUCUGGUCACUACAGUACUCUAUUGCAACAUUUUGCGCCGUCUUUGGCUAAAUGGCAUGAUGAAUUUAAUAACUCAACUGAUACACCAAAAGACCUUAGGCCAUUAUUAUUAAUCGAGUACCAUCACCUCAAAGCGUAUACCAGUGCCCUCGCCAUUCAGGCGGUGGUUGAGAGGGCUGUUGCAAGGGGGGUUAGCUGGAUCGGCGAUACUAGCCGCGAAUCUCUCGAUACAUGUCUUCUGCCCCAUGAUCAAGAUUUCAUUCGUGAUGUUAUUCAAAGCAGUAGUAGAGUUCUAGAAAUUGCCACUGAUAUGGCAGCCAACAGCAUGCUACGAUACGCACCACUACGCACGCUUGUGUGUAUCACCUCUUCAUCAGUCUAUCUCCUGAAGGCUAUAAGCCUUGGGGCGCAUCAUACAGAUCUACAAGCCUCUCUCCGUACGCUAGAUCGAUGUAUCCUUGCUUUGCGCUCGUCCGGUACAGAUGACAUGGACUUCUCACUGCGAUACGCCAGGCUAAUAGAAAAGCACGUCGAUCGGUUUCGCGCAAACUUUAUCUCGGAGCGUGUCACGACUAUCAACCCAGAUCACCAUCGCUAUAACGUACAAACACCAGAGCCCUUAACCAUGGCACAGCCGCAAGGACAACCUCAUAUGCACAGUGCAUUCAGCAAUUACCCAGACCAACAGUCCACAGAUGCCUUUGUUACACCGGAGAUGAACUCAUGGUGGGCCCAGCCGUUUGACCCGAAUAUUGCGCCGUUCAAUUUCAACGGUGAGGGCGUCUCUAUAGGAUUGGAGCUGGAUUCGUUGGAUUUCUUGUUGAAUUUGCCACAGGUUGGAGGUGAAUGAGACACCUUAUAUUGUAGCAAAUGUAGCCACAAGAAUGAUGUAGUUAUUCCAUACAGUCCCAUCUUGUCCAAGCGAGAUUGUGUCGCGAAUGAGCAUUUC